Molecule: messenger RNA, 3004 nt
Organism: Musa acuminata subsp. malaccensis (wild Malaysian banana)
Lineage: Eukaryota; Viridiplantae; Streptophyta; Magnoliopsida; Zingiberales; Musaceae
Product: putative leucine-rich repeat receptor-like serine/threonine-protein kinase At2g19230
Biological process (GO): protein phosphorylation
Molecular function (GO): protein kinase activity; ATP binding; protein binding
Source: RefSeq, a predicted model, not a curated record
GAUGUAUGUCUUGAAGCAGGAUGUAUCUCUUACUUUAUUCAUAUACACAUAGCAAAAUGUGGAUCAUUUGUUGAGUCCAGUCCUCUGACGUUGUCCCGGAAAGCCUUCCUGCGCAGGAAGAAGGUGUAAUGACCAUCAGUAUGAGACGCUUCAACUCGAGGAAGAUGACACUGAUCUGGUCCUUCGUUCUUCUGUGCUUCAUCGUGGCUGCCGUUCAAGUUCGAGCACAGACGACAAGCAAUCAUGGUUUCAUUAACAUCGACUGUGGGAUCCCGGAAAACUCUUCCUACCUCGAUCAAUCCCUCGGCAUAACAUACGUCUCCGACGCUCAGUUUAUAGACACUGGCGUUAACCACGACGUCUUGCCGGCGUACGUCUCUGAUCUCGCUCAACGUUAUCUGACAGUGCGAAGCUUUCCUGAUGGACUUCGCAAUUGCUACACUUUCAAGUCGAUGACCCCGGGGUUGAAGUACCUCAUCAGAGCCACGUUCUUGUAUGGGAACUACGACUUCAAAAACAGUCUUUCGAUUCAAUUUGACCUCUACCUCGGAGUCAACCUCUGGAAGACGAUAACCCUGACAGAUCCAUCGAGUUACUUCUUGACAGAAGCUAUUACUGAAGCCACGGCGGAUUUCAUAUCAGUGUGCCUGGUGAACACCGGUCGUGGGACUCCUUUCAUAUCGGGGUUGGAUCUGCGACCCAUGGUGGCGUCUCUUUAUCCGUUGGUCAACGCCUCUCGCAGUCUGGUUCUUUUGGAUCGCUUCAACAUGGCGCCAACCGGUAUCUCUAUCAGGUAUCCAUUGGACCCGUAUGAUCGUUAUUGGUUCCAAUAUACGACCCAACCUUCCUGGAAUGAGAUAUCUACCAACUCCAUCGUGGAAUAUGGUGUGAAUGAUCACUUUGAGAUACCUUCGAAGGUGAUGCAGACUGCAGUUUACCCUGUGAACUCCACCAAACUGGAGCUCAGUUUCACACCGGAUUCUGGAGACCUCAAUGAAUUCUUCGCCGUCAUGUACUUCGCCGAGCUGCAGCAGAAUGCCUCGAGGCAGUUCUCCGUCUCCCUCAACGGAGCCCUGUUGAAUGACGCCAAUCCUUUCACUCCGGAUUUCCUCACUUCCGACGCCAUAUAUAACAUCAAUCCUAGCGCGGGAUACGGUGACCUAAACAUCUCUCUGGUUGCGACACAGAGAUCCACACUUCCUCCCCUCCUCAACGCCGUGGAGGUCUUCUCGACGAUGAGAAACACGAACGUGGCGACGGAUGGCGGAGAUGUUGAUGCUAUGAUGGCGAUCAAAGGGUUCUAUCAGGUGAAGAAAAAUUGGAUGGGCGAUCCAUGUUCUCCAAAAGCUUAUACGUGGGAUGGACUAAAUUGUGCUCUUAAUGCAUCUGGUGUUCCAAGGCUCACUACCCUCAAUCUAUCAUACGGUGGAUUGAUUGGUGAAAUAAUCUCGUCUUUUGCCAACCUCACUGCAAUACAGUACCUGGAUUUAUCUCACAACAACUUAACAGGACAAAUACCUGCUGCUCUAGCAUAUGUUCCAUCUCUCAAGCUCCUAGACUUGAGAAACAACCAACUCAGUGGACCAAUUCCUUCUGCUCUUCGUGAGAAAUCAAGGAAUAAAUCCAUUACUUUAAGAACUGAUGGCAACCCAAACCUCUGUGACGAUCCCACUUCAUGCGAGUCAAAGCCGACGAGAAGGCAGAAGGGAAAGACCGCAGCUAUCGUUAUAUCUUGUGUGGUUUCCGUGGUGGUACUGUUUGCAGCGGUCAUCGUUCUUUGCAUGAUGAGAAAGAAACAAGGUUUGAAAUCCUCAGUAAGAGGAACCACUGAUAAGCUUCAUAACGACGAUGAAUUGCCACUUGAGAAUCGAAAGUUCACAUAUAGGCAGCUGCAGAGCAUCACUGACAACUUUGAGAGAAUCAUUGGAAAAGGAGGAUUUGGGACUGUUUAUUAUGGCCAUCUGGAAGAUGAUACCGAAGUUGCUGUCAAGAUGCUAUCCCAGUCAUCAUCACAAGGAACUAAAGAGUUUAUUGCCGAGGCCCAGCAUUUGACGAGGGUGCAUCACAAGAAUCUAGUCUCUAUGGUCGGCUACUGCAUGGAUGGAGAUCAUUUGGCACUUGUCUACGAGUUCAUGUCUCAGGGAACCCUUAAAGACCAUAUUAGAGGUAUUGGCACUGCUGCACCUUUGAGCUGGGGACAGCGCCUACAGAUCGCUCUUGAAGCAGCACUAGGACUCGAGUACUUGCACACCGGCUGCAAGCCUCCACUGAUUCAUAGAGACGUGAAGACCACAAACAUCCUCUUGAACGAAAGGCUGGAGGCAAAGAUAUCAGAUUUCGGGCUCUCCAGGACUUUCCAUAGUGAUGGCCACAGUCAUGUCUCCACCAGGAUUGUUGGAACCAUGGGAUACCUCGAUCCAGAGUACUUUAUCAAAAACCGACUUAGCCAGAAGAGCGAUGUGUAUAGCUUUGGGGUGGUUCUCUUGGAACUGAUCACAGGCCAGCCUCCCAUAGUAUGCAUUCCAGAGAGCACUCACGUGGUUGAAUGGGUUCGCCGAAUGCUUGCGAAAGGGAGCAUCGAGGAUGUCGUCGACCCGAGUGUGCGGCAGGAGAACGUGGUGAAUUCCGCUUGGAAGGUCGCCAAUGUAGCACUUGCAUGCGCUGCUCAUGCUUCUAGCAAGAGGCCGGCAAUGACGGAUGUGGUGAUGCAUCUGAAGGAGAGCUUGGCGCUGUACAGUGAUGGAGAUAAGAUCCAAUUCGAACGCAUCAGCAGCGAGAAGCUGUACAUGGAAUCUAGUGAUACAAGCCAGAUUAGUGCGUUUGAUGUCCAUCAGUUUGGGAAUGUUUGGGAUAGCAGCGAAGGCCCUUCAGCAAGAUGACAUUGGUAUCGCCACCUCUGUCUUGGGUCAUCGUCGCCGUUUGCUUUCACUUCCAGAGGAUGAUUUGGCUUUUGUACUUCUAAGCUAAGAAUGAACACAAACUGAAGGAGAAUGCAUUUGACUUA